GUUGGUGCCAUUGACUUUGGCUGGUGGUACAAGUGAGAAGUGGAAGCAAGGUAACAUCAUUGCCCCAAUUGUUGUUGGAGCUGUUUUGCUUCCAGUAUUCGCUGUGUGGGAAUACUUUGCCAAAGACCCAAUUAUUCCAAUCACGUUGAUGAAAGACCGUGGUAUUUGGUCGGCUGGUUUAGUUUCCUUCUUGUUUGAUUUCGUUUUUGCCGUUGAAGCAAGUUUCUUGUAUACCGUGUUGAUUGUUGCCGUUGAUGAAUCUCAGAAAUCAGCAACUAGAAUCACCAGUCUUUCUUCCUUUGCAUCCACACUUUGCUGUAUGUUCUUUGGUUUAUUUGUUGUCUACUUCAACCGUUUGAAAGGAUUUGUGAUUUUCGGAUGUUCAUUGUGGAUGGUUGCCUUUGGUAUCAUGUACCACUACAGAUCAACAUUGAGUGCCCAUGGAGGUAUUAUCGGUGGUCAAAUUGUCAUGGGUAUCGGUACAGGAUUCUUCUCAUACCCCCUUACUGUUUCUGCUCAAAGUUGUGUUAAUCACGAACAUAUGGCAGUCAUUACAUCUGCUAUCUAUACCCUUUACAGAAUUGGUUACGCUGUUGGUUCUUCUGUUGCUGGUGCCAUUUGGUCUCAAACUUUACUCAAGAAGUUAAGCAAACACCUCGAUUCAGCUACAGCCAACAGCGUCUACACCAGUCCAUACGUUUUUGCUGAGACAUACGCCUGGGGAUCACCUCAAAGAGAGGGUGCUACAAAAGCCUACGGAGAAAUCCAAAGAUUAUUGAUGAUCGUUUGUUUGUGUUUUGUUGCUCCAAUGAUUAUCCUUUCACUCUUUUUGAGAGACAAGAAGCUUGGUAGAGAACAAAGUAUAGAAAACGUUGAAACGGAAGAUGAAAAGGAUUCCUUGUUCAGCUAUAUCAAGACUUUUGGUGGAAAGAGAGGUGGACAAAGAGAUGAAAAGGCUUAG
Molecule: messenger RNA, 961 nt
Organism: Lodderomyces margitis
Lineage: Eukaryota; Fungi; Ascomycota; Pichiomycetes; Serinales; Debaryomycetaceae
Exons: 1
Biological process (GO): intracellular iron ion homeostasis; transmembrane transport
Cellular component (GO): endosome; vacuolar membrane
Molecular function (GO): siderophore-iron transmembrane transporter activity
Source: RefSeq, a predicted model, not a curated record